UAAGUAGAUAAUAAGCCAUAUGUUUUAAACAUCUGUUAUCUCGCUAGUCUAGAAGUCUUUAAAUAUAUAUCCAAAAACAAAUAAAUAACACAAAUAAUAAGCAAACAAGAAAAAUGUUCAUAAAUGUGUAUGCCUCAAAUAUUUAAAUUCAACAAAUUUUUAUGCUCUUACAGUUUUUUCGCAGCAAAAUGGUUUUUCUUAAAAGCUGACGACGCGAUUUGGUAGAAUUACGUUUGUAUAUUUGUAUGUGCAUCAAAAAAUUUUAAUAAAUAAAAAUAUGGAUGAUAAAAUUAAAUUUUCCUUAUUGAGAAAUGAACUUGUGGAUAAUCAAUCCGUAUGGAAUCGACAAGAAAAACGAGUUUGGUUUAUAACACUUUUAACAGGCACAUGUAUGUUGUAUUCCACGCGGACCACUAUGCCAUUAUUGGUUCCAUCGGUGGCAGCAGAGGCAAAAUGGAGUAAAACAGAUUCGGGAACAGUAUUAAGCUCCUUUUUCUGGGGCUAUACACUUACUCAGGUGGUUGGUGGUUAUUUUAGCGACCGCUUUGGUGGUCAACGAGUAAUUUUAUUUGCUGCUAUCGGUUGGUCUUUAUUAACAUUCCUAAUGCCAAACAUAAUAUGGGAGGCCCCAUAUUUCAAAAGCUACGCCAUUCCAUUUAUAGUACUCGUUCGCAUAAUCAACGGAGCCUUUCAAGGCGUACAUUUUCCCAGCAUGAUUAGCUUAACUAGCCAGAAUCUUUGCUCAACAGAACGCACAAGUUUUUUCGGUUUAUUAACAUCUGGCUCAGCGAUGGGUACUCUACUAACGGGCAUUUUAGGCUCAUUUGUAUUGGAUUAUUUUGGCUGGUCUUACGUGUUUCGUGUUAUAGGUUUUAUGGGUUUCGCCUGGGCUUUAAUACUACGUUAUUAUGCGAUGGCUGGCGAACGUAAUCGUAUUAUAAAUGUGUCACGCUUGUGCGUUAAUAACAAAUCCAGCAUUGAUAAUGUCCCGUGGUUACGUUAUUUUAGUCGUUUGUCGUUUUGGGCUUGCGUUCUUACGCAUGCCUGCGAAAUGAAUUGUUUUUUUGUUUUGCUCUCUUGGCUGCCCACUUAUUUUCAUGAUGGAUUUCCACAUGCUAAAGGAUGGGUGGUGAAUAUGAUACCUUGGUUAUCUUUACCACCGAGCACCUUCUUUGCCAAGUACUUGACAGGCCAUUUAUUGGCCCGUGAUUGGUCCACGUCGACAGUACGUAAAAUUAUACAAAGUUGUUGUUUUGCUGCCCAAAACUUAGCCUUAUUUACUAUGAGCAGAACUUCAGAUUUUUAUACGGCGUUAGUUUGCAUGACUUUAAUUAUAGGAGGCACGGGCUUCCAUAAUAAUGCAGUUACAGUUAAUCCGCAGGAUUUGGCUCCUUCACAUUCGGGAAGUGUAUUCGGUUUAAUGAACACCGUGGGAGCGGUGCCCGGUUUUUUAGGUGUUUACUUGGCAGGCCAUAUAUUGGAAGUAACACAAAGUUGGCCGAUGGUAUUUAGUGCGGCCGCUGGAAUAAAUCUCAUAGGAUGGUUUAUAUUUAUAGUCUUUGGAUCAGCAGAAGCCAUAGUGUGACUUAAGACUUCUCGCGUACAAUUG
Glossina fuscipes is the source of this 1609-nucleotide messenger RNA. It is a transcript of the gene MFS18, whose product is annotated as solute carrier family 17 member 9. Gene Ontology annotation, biological process: transmembrane transport. The record is from RefSeq and is a predicted model, not a curated record. The transcript is spliced from 5 exons. Gene Ontology annotation, molecular function: transmembrane transporter activity. Lineage: Eukaryota; Metazoa; Arthropoda; Insecta; Diptera; Glossinidae. The coding region runs from base 278 to 1585 and encodes 435 amino acids.